Molecule: messenger RNA, 5786 nt
Organism: Lytechinus pictus (painted urchin)
Lineage: Eukaryota; Metazoa; Echinodermata; Echinoidea; Temnopleuroida; Toxopneustidae
Exons: 2
Coding region: 538-2997 (819 amino acids)
Source: RefSeq, a predicted model, not a curated record
AUCCAAACAAAACAUCAACGCGGCCAUAUCGAAUAAUAUCCGUGUACGAUUCCACCAAGUUAAUUCUUUGCUCGAAUUUCAAGAUCGCUUGUAGAAGAUUAAAUGUUAUUUUUUGGCUUGCUAUUUGGAACGUGAAAUCAGAUGGAUCGGAGUGUUUAUUAAGUCUGAUGUAAGUAGAUGUUAAUCUCCUUUGUCGUUGCUUAGAAAAUGAAUUGUUGGGUUUGAUCUCUUGGCUUAUUGCAGAGACACGAGGAUAUUCAUGAGAAUCGCGUACGCUGAUUUUUAUUAAAACCACGAUUUGAGGGGAUGUGAGCAAGUUUGGAAAAAGCAAUAUACAAGUCGUGUAGGCUGAGUUGCCAGUUCUGCUGGCCCUGUUCUUUAGAAAGAUUGGUAAGGAGCUGGACAUAGGAGUCAUAAUAUUUACAAAUAGGGCAUGUCCAAUAAGGAACUCAUCCUCGUGAUAUUUUGUUGUGGUUUGAAAUGUGAUUCUGCUUCAUAUUCGACACUGGAUUCAUCCGUGAGCAUCACAGUCUGAAAAUGUCGAGAUCAAAUCACGAGAGGGCGUCGUCGAAGCGAUCGAAAAUGGACAGAUACACAGAGGACCUGAAGUAUUCAUUGCGACGUCGACUCUCUGAGUCCGUCGGCAAGGGGACGCUCAGAACAGACGACAUCCUAGCUCGCAACCACCGACAAAUUGUCUCUGACUUCACCGACCCACGGCAAUGGUACUACUCGGCGACCCAUGACUACAUUAUCGCUCUCAUGCGCGAAAGUCAGAAACAAAAUGGCGGAUCAGUAUGGGGAAGUGGGAGUCGAAGGACAGAGCGAGGUUCGUCCAGAGAACAUUCGUCUUCGACAACGAAGGGCGGACGACAGGGAAGGCACAAGGGGUCGUUUAUCGAAAUCCCCACCGAGACGUCAGAAGAUAUUCAAGAAAUACGUGGACUUGCUGGAAAAACCCCAGACAUUGGUAUUCGGGAUAAACAGAUGCAGUCUGAUAAAAGGGGAGAAGUGGAAGGCGAUGCGAGAUCAGUGCAAACACCAAUAUCAAAGGAUACUAAUGCUGACAAUAAUGAGGACGGGAAGAUCGCAUUCCUUGAUUGUUUCGUGCCGAGCAGAAUUUCCCCUGAGGGUAAGUCAAACAUCACGAUCAAACAAGAAGCAACCGUUCCACUUCUUGUAAACACCGAUCUAGACAUUAGCGUCCAAUCGCGAGACUACACAGGAUCUGAUAUUCAUGUCAACAACCGUUUUGAGAAAUCGGGUGACGAAAACCACGGUAUUCAAGCUGGUGUCUCCUCCGAAAUGACAACAGAUGGUGGAUCAAGAGAUCCGCGUGAAGAUAAGAUUGAAACUGAGGAAUAUAAUGUACUCGCCAUGGAAGCUUACAGAGCAUCAAAGCAAAGUCAAUACUCUCGUACCUCUUCGAAAAAGCAUAAGGUUUCGGUUGCUUAUGGAAACCCACACAGCAGCUACCUCACUGGGAAAACGGAAUCUUUCAUACCGGUGGGCAAACGGAGCAAAAGAAGGCCUGUUUUAGAUACAGCAGUCUCGCUUCCUCAAAUUGGUAAGACUGUUCAGACUGAUUCUGAUGAGGAACAUCAAUUCCAAAUGACAAAAUUGUACAAGGUCAGACGUGGUAGAGUUGGCAGUCGAAGGCGGAGGUUGUGUCCUUUGAUUGGUCUAGAGAGAACAUCCGAUAAGAAAGGAGAUCUUCCAUACGUUGAGGAUUGGAUACGAAAGCUACAGAUCAAUGGGAAAGACCUGGUCACCGAUAAACAGCUGGAGCCUAUAGAACGCGUAGAUGAAUCAUUUCCUUACAUGUCGCAACAGCGCCCUCAAAUAACACAGGCUGCAUACCAAGAGAUGGAGCUACCAUCUGAUUUCAAACCUGUGACAGGUUUCCAACAAUUCCAGCCACUCCCAAGUCUCUAUCUGUACUCUUUGAAACAGAAAUCAGACCUCAAAGUUAAGUUGAAUUACUUCGAUAUGCCGAAACUUGACAAACAGAAAACAGAUCCAGGUCACCAACAAAAACAGUCAUUGAAGGAAGAACUGACACAGGCAAGAACUAAGGUACACGUCAUCGAGAACAGGUUGGAGGAACUGUAUAGGGGUGAGACAAAUCUUGACAAGAUUGUUUCAAGGCAACAGAUAAAACCAUUGAAGAAACAGAAUGGGAGGUUUAUUGAUAUCACAUCAGGAAUCGCGAGUCUCAUCCCAGACACCAACUCGUCUCGGGAACGUCCAGCUGAAAACGAAAACGCUGGUGUCCCAACAUCAAUGGAUCAUCCUUGUUUUCAAAAAGUGUCGGAUGGAACAAGUGAAGGUCAAUCCAAGCUUAAUACCAUCAGUUUAUCACUUUCAGCAAAUGAACUUCCACAAUCAAGGAAUGCUGAUCCAUCGACCAGCGAAUCCAGAUCAGCGACGCAGGGAGACGACUUUCACCUGACGUCUACUUCGUUCUGGAAGCAGCAGAAACCAGUUAGUCCUGGAAGAGGAAACAGUGGAAAGGUACUAGAGGGGAAAACACUUCGUGUCUUUGGAGAUCGUGGUGUGGGUAGUGACCAUCGGCUGGCAGACCAGACAGACAACAGUUUGAUGAAUUGUCCAGAUGUGGCCAUUGCAUCUGUACAGGACUGUAACGCUUCAGGGUCAGAUAUCGAUCCGAACACGCAGGAUCAACUUGGCCUUAAAGCAGGAGAUGAAGAGUUAGAUGAGGAUAAAACCGGUUCGAUGUUAUCAUCUGUAGUUCUUGAAGUCCUGAACGACUUGGUGGAUCGUCUUGACGUACCAGAUGAAACCGAUGAGCAACCCUCAUCGACGACCGAUGGUGGUGCAUCCCAAGUAACUGAAGAAAUGACAAUUAAAACGACCAAGGGCAUAUCAUUUUCCGGAGAAUCGCAUAGUGAGAUCGGAGAGGGCAUCAUCCAAGGCCAGAAAAAUAUAGUAGUCCGACUUUGUUCAUUUUGCGAUGAGCCACACGAAAUAACAUGAAUGUUGACUUACUCAUCCAAUGAAUAAAAGAAGAAGUCAGCAUGAUUGCAAAAACAAAAAGGAGACCUAUCAUUAUGGCGGUGUUUGCUUGUUGCUGCAGACUGCUUUCGAAAUCACAACACACUGUCAGAAAAUGUUCUCCUGAAAAGAAAUAAUAGUUCAUGCUUGAAUGCAUGCAGCAUUCUCGAGGAAUGGUGAAAUUUGCUCCAAACUUCCUCACACAAUUUACAUUUAAUCACUUCUGUUUUAAAGACAAUAUGUAUGUGACCAAUUUCUGAAGUCUAGAAUAACAGGGGGGAUGUCUGAAUUUUGUAAUGAAAAUUUAAAAAAAUGCGGCAUUUCAAGACGAAUGAAGGAAGAAAUUAUAUUGGGGACAAUUAGUAAGUUUCGUUUAGGAAGUUCUGUAAGAAAAAAAAAGUUAUCUGCGGCUACAAGAUUCACGAGUAGAGAAACAGAACAGAAUUGUCAAAUUUAAAACAUGGCGAGUAGUAUAUAUAGGUACCCGUUCGCACCACGGUGGAGCAGGUGGAGCAAGGUUGCUCCACAAUGACGUCAUACCUAACUACGGAUAUGACAUCAUCAUGACUAUGCAUGAUGUAAUUGUGACGUCAUACCUAAAAACGAAUAUGACAUCAUCAUGACUAUGCAAAAUGUCAUUGUGACGUAAAAGCUGUAUACAGAUGUGACAUCGUCAUGGCAAUGUAUGAAGUCAUUUCCUGUGUCAAUUUGAUAGGUGACAAUGAGGAGGGGGAAAUGGGUAUUUCCCUCAUGCAUAGAGCGAUGCGCGCAUAAUCAUUCGAGCGUGACGAUAGGCAUAUUGCACAACUUUUGAAAAUAUUACAUGGACUCUUUUUUGUACGUUCACACAGUAUUAUCCACAAGCACAGUCGAUAAAUAUUAUUGGGUAUUCCCUCAAGCAUGUCGUCAAUGCCCACUCGAUCAUUCUUGUGUAGCGAUAUUGCAUAAGUUUGAAUAUUACAUGGUAGGGUAAUGUGUGACAUCGAAUUUUCUAAACAGAUAACGUUGUAUACGAACAUAGUUGAUUUUGAGCAUUAAAUCUCGACUUUUUAUACUCUCAAUGAAGUAGGGGAAGUGGGUAUUUUCCCCUCUCAUGAAGCCAAUGCACGCUUGACCAUUCGAGCAUAACACGGUAUUGCAUGUCAAUUCUGCCCUCAUUUUGUACAAAAUCAAUUCGACGUUGCACCAUCCAAGAGUGCAUUGCGUAAUCUGAGCAGUGAUGACGUUAUGAGUACGUGUCCAAAUAUUGCAAAUCAUCAGUAUUGUCAUUUAUUCCUAGAUGAGAUAUGUUAGUACCGGGGUCUGUAUACCCCUACCCCGGAGGUUAUGCAUGUAUUGCGAAGUUGGUUGUUAUAGUGAGCAGUAAUGUGUAUGAUUUCCUGUCAGAACAAGCUAGUAAAAAUCAUCCAUGCGCAUCUUUGCUUUGGCUAUGCACAGCAUCAUGUGCUUGUUUGCCGUGUUUUAAAUAAAUAUAUAAAUAUCCUCAAAAGCAAAUGUCUUUUUGUUUCAUGUCUUUGUCGAAAUACAAUCCCUUAAUUGUCGUGUCAAGAAUGGAGAAAUUGCAAAUAGUUUGGAUAUUAAUAUUGAAGUACGCGGCCGAAGUAAUCAUUCAUCUUUUUAUAAUUUGUUUCAUCAUUACAACCAUUUUCUUUUAAAGAUGAAGAAACCCUAUUGCUAUAUACGUCAUUAUAUCAUAGUGUAAAUUGUAGUACGUUUCAUUAUUUCUUUUGGUUUUAAUUUUGGCAAGGUGACAUCGCGACUGUCCGAAUAUUGAUCGUUGAAUAUUUAUCGAGUAAUAAGUAUCCGCAACAACCAUGAAAACAAGAUACAACGUUGAGUUUAUGGUCCCCAUGAAUGCAAAUAUCCGUAAAAGAUAAGAGUAUUUCACCCCUUGGACCGAAAUCAAAGGAGACGCAACAAUGUCCAAUUUGUUUAAUUUGUUCAGUUUGUUCAUUUUAUCCAUAUCGUUCAAUUCACUUUGUUCAAUAUUUGUAGCACAAAUACAUUAUUUACAUCAAAAAGCCUAUUCCAAUCGAAUUCUACUUACAAGAAAUCCACGCUAUUAUUCAAAUUAACCAUUUUGUUUCAAUCAUCCAUCUCUUUCAUUUUAAUUUCUUCAAAAUGAAUGAUUUCUCGUCAAUCCAUACUGAAAAAAGGUUACUUAAACCUAUCGCCUUGUAAAACUAAUUCGUGUGAAAUGAACAUAGGAUGCAAUUAGCAUCUAUAAAAUGUUAAAGAAAAAUAUAUGGUAGUAAAAUAAAAUGUUUGUUCAAUUUGUUCAGUUUGUUCAUUUUGUUCAUAUUGUCGAAGCAAAAAAUACAUUAUUCAAUCUGUUUCUAUCCCAAUCGCAUUCUAUUUACAAAAGAUUCACGAUGUUAUUCAAAUGGUUCAAUUGUUCCUAUCAUCCAGACAUCGAAAUCAAAGGAAACGCAACAAGAUAAUGUUCCGAUAGUUCUUGAAAAGAAAAAAAGAGGAUGCCUAACAGUGAGGCACCCCGAAUAACAAAUGAAUCAUGGUGUUGGUGAAAAAAAAUGUAAUGAGUCCUAUUUACACAUCUACUGCAGAGAUGAGCUUUCACCGUUUUGUAAAAAUGAAACACCUCAGUCUCGAACAUUCUAUCGAUAUAACAAUGGGACUAUGCUUUGAUCAGAAUAUCAAGGCUUUUUUACUCUUCUAUAUCAAAAUAUAGAUGCAGCAAUCUUUUAAGGAGUAAUAUAAUAGGAAGAGAAUAAGCUAGAAACAUUCUAUACCACUAUCAUAGACCCGUUCAA